Scutellospora calospora is the source of this 1800-nucleotide messenger RNA. Lineage: Eukaryota; Fungi; Glomeromycota; Glomeromycetes; Diversisporales; Gigasporaceae. The record is from the annotation of a GenBank genome assembly.
UUGAGGGAAUUUUGGAGCCAAUAUUUCGUCAAAAUAUAAUCAUACAUGAAGUAUGCCUCCCUCAUGAAAUUAAAGUCUUUAAUCCUCAAAAAGACUUACCUAUUCCAAUUUCAACUUCGACGUCUCCACAACCGAAUUAUCCAACCAACUUUAACGUAACUUUUAUCCAAUUGAAAAUAUGGCUUGAAAGGGCUCAAGGCUUUUAUAUAGCUAGCAAAGAAUGGCGAAAGGUGUUUGAAGUUUCUUUUACUGUAAUGGCUAGUUGUGGGAUCUUGAAAUUUGAGAGUGGACCGAAAACAAAGUUGGUGGCUAUUUUUGACGAUCCAAAACAACUACCAUCGAAAGUUUUCGAAAUUCUCAACAAAGAAAGUUCAUUUAAUAACAGCCUAACUUAUUUAGAUACCGCACCGCAUCCGUUUGCUUUAUCGAUUGGGUAUGUUUCUCCUCUUUUAAUUGAGAAAUUGAAUUAUAAAAAACAACCUCAUGCUAUAUCAAUUAUGCAAUGUCAUCUCUUAAGUAAACAACGAACAUGCCUUACACCUGUUUAUGUCUCUGGACUAUUAAAAACGUCAGAAACGUCUUACAUUCAACAUUUUUCUGAUGACUCAAGGUCAAGUAAAAAGCGAAAACUAAGUUUUUUACUGGCUGAUGGAUUGGAUGAUGAAAUGGUCAACGAAGAAAAUAACGUAAAGAACGUAAUGAAUGUUAAGAACCUAUUAAUCCAAGAACCUUCACAAGAAAACGAUUCUUCAGUAACACAAAGAGACCAACUAAACACUCAUAUACAAAAUUCGUUUCAAGAAUGGGAAGAAAUUUACAAUGCUUCAGAUUCUUAUAUUGAAGAAGCUAUAUCAUACAGGGAGCGGGCGCUAAAUUGUUGGCAAUUAUGUGCUUCACUAGUCGAACGCGUCGACGGUGAAACACAGGUCUUGGAAAAAGAAUUGGAACGAUUUAUAGAUACAUGGAAUCUUCCAUUUGAUAUUUCUAACGCUAUAUUAUUAACACGCGGUGACAUUGCUUUAUCACACGGACAAUUGAAUGAAGCGAAUGCGUUCUAUCAUGAAAUAUGUUCUCGUAGUUCAGGUGCUUGGAGUAAACAUCGUAAAAAGGAAAAAUAUCGACAAUCAUUAUCAUCACUAUAUCCGAACGCACAAUCAAUACAAGAUAAUGAAUUCGAUUCUGAAGAAUCUUCAAUAAAAGAGCAAAUACCUUUACUACUACUUUUUCGAGUGUGUUAUUCUAUUUCUAUCCUUUACCUUGCGAUUGAUUGGUCGUUUCCAGCCUGCGCUGAAUUAUAUACAAUUUUGGUUGCGAUACCAUUUACCCCAAUCACACAAGAACAUUUUGAGAAAGAUGAUUGGCUUAUUAAUAAAAAAGAAGUAGAAAGCACCUUAUACAAUGGAGAAUGUAAACGCGAACGGUUUAAAUGGAUAGAGGCUACUCAAGAAGAUCUGAUGGUGAGAGCCAUUAAAGAGUUGAUGAGAUGUUAUGAAAAAGAGCUUAAUUCCGGAGUAAAAUCUUAUCCAUUGGACCACACUUUGGGUAAUAUAAUUGUUUUAUCACAAUGUGGUUGGCCAUAUUGGCGCGAUCGAAUUUUUUUACCAAUAGUCAUACCAUUAAUUAAAAAAUAUGGAGGAUUAAAUUACCCUGAUUUGCUGAGAUUUGUAAAUAAUGUUGACAUUCUUCGUGAACUCUUGGCAUUACAUCAUGAAUCACCGAAUCUCAACUUUACUUUUUGUCCAAUAUCAAAAGACGACCAAAUGGAUUCAACAAAUAUAUCAAUAAAAGCUUUAGAAAAUU